AUGUCUUUAGUUGAAAGUCAGAAGGACAUGGCUGACCUCUUACCGUGUAACGAGGAGUGUGGAGGCGAUUACGGAAGAUACUCGUUUGGUCAAACAGACACUGAAGUGAUCGUUAAGGUUCCACUGCCGUCUGACACACCCACAAAGAUGAUUAAUGUGGACGUAAAAGUUUCCUCGUUAACAAUAGGCAUGAAGGGUCAAUCACCCUUGAUUUCUGGUGACCUGUACAAACCAGUGAAAGUAGACGAAUGUACGUGGUGUGUGGAGGAUAAAAGUGUGCUUGUGGUGACUUUGGUGAAAACGAACGCCCAGUACGAAGAGUGGUGGCCAUGUGUCACAACUAAUGAGAGACAAAUAGACAUGAAGACUUUCAGGCCACCGAGCAAACAUAUCUCCGAACUCGACGACAGCGCACGGGCCACGAUCGCGAAAAUGAUGUUUGAUCAGCGACAAAAAGCGUUAAAUUUACCUUCUAGCGACGAGUUGCGCCUCCGGGAAUUGAUGCAGCGUGGUGGUACCUCUAACUAA
This is a messenger RNA of Trypanosoma brucei brucei TREU927, 528 nucleotides long. RefSeq names its product nuclear movement protein, putative. Gene Ontology annotation, biological process: protein folding. The coding region runs from base 1 to 528 and encodes 175 amino acids. The transcript has a single exon. NCBI's taxonomy places the organism in Eukaryota, Euglenozoa, Kinetoplastea, Trypanosomatida, Trypanosomatidae. Gene Ontology annotation, cellular component: cytoplasm. The record is from RefSeq and is a predicted model, not a curated record.